AUGGCGACCUACGCGGACGGCCCCCUCGUCCACAAGGUGGCGCACUACUUCGACGUCUACGAGCGCCACUUCUCGCGCUUCCGCGGCCGUCGAGUCGUCAUGCUCGAGAUCGGCGUCCAAAGCGGCGGGUCCAUCGAGCUGUGGCGGGCCUACUUCGGCGACGACCUCGAGUACCAUGGCGUCGAUAUUAAUCCGAACUGCGCCCAGUUCGACGACCCCGCGCGCAACGUCCACGUGCACGUCGGCGACGCGACGGACGCAAACUUUAUGCAAGCGCUCGCGCGGCGCGUCGGCCCCGUGGACGUCGUUUUGGACGACGGGUCCCACGAGUCGGCGCACAUGCGCGCGUCCUUCGAGGCCUUGUACGCGCUCGUCGCGCCGCGGGGCGUCUACCUCGUCGAGGACUGCAUGACGAACUACUGGCGGCCGUGGGGCGGCGGCGUCGGCGCGGACACGUUCAUCGAGUUCGCGAAGCGCCUCGUCGACUCGCUCAACGCCUUCAACGUCGCCGACGGCGCCGAGGGCUACACGGACCCGACGAACCCGCCGACGCGCUACGACGACGUCGCGACCAUGCCCGACGCGCCCGCGGUGCGCUUCGCGGCGUCGACGUGGAGCCUCUGCUUCUACGACGGCGUCGUCGUCUUCGAGCGCAUGCCGCGGACCCACUUCAAGCACAUCCGCCGCGGGAACCGGUCCAUCCCCUACGACUAA
This is a messenger RNA of Aureococcus anophagefferens, 714 nucleotides long. RefSeq lists its product as hypothetical. The record is from RefSeq and is a predicted model, not a curated record. The transcript has a single exon. Bases 1 to 714 code for a protein of 237 amino acids. NCBI's taxonomy places the organism in Eukaryota, Pelagophyceae, Pelagomonadales, Pelagomonadaceae.